CAAAAAUCGACGAAACAAACAUGUGUUCGAUUCAGAAAAAAAUACUUUGAAAAAUAAACGAUGUCAUCAAAAAAUUUAAGAAAUAAAUCACGCCAAAGAAGAGAUAAUAAUGUUGACAACGACAACGACGACAAUGAUGAUGAUCAGAUGACAAGCAAUGUUGUUUUGAAUCAAUAUCCCGAUGAUGAUGAGGCUCAAGAUGAUGACGACGACGAUGACGACAAUGAUAAUUUUGAAUUGAAUCUAAAAAUUGCCAUGUGGGAUCUUCGUCAUUGUAAUCCAAAACGUUGUACUGGACGUAAAUUAGUACGAAUGAAACUAUGUCGUUGUUUGAAAUUAGGACAAAAAUUCAGCGGUAUCGUUCUGACACCAAUAGCUACACGUUGUGUAUCACCUUCAGAUCGUCAUAUUGUCGACAGCGAUGGUAUUGCCGUUGUUGAUUGUUCAUGGAAUCGUAUCGAUACAACACCAUUUCAUAAAAUGAAAGGAAAAAAUUUACGUCUUUUACCAUUCAUGGUGGCUGCAAAUCCUGUAAAUUAUGGUACACCAUGUAAAUUAUCAUGUGUUGAAGCUAUUGCUGCUACACUUUGGAUUACUGGACAUGUGGAUUAUGCAAAAUAUUAUCUUGGAAAAUUUAAAUGGGGACCAGGAUUUGAGAAAUUAAAUUCUGAUUUAUUACAACAAUAUUCAAUAUGUGAAAAUUCCGAACAAAUUAUUCAGAUACAAACAAAAGCAAUGGACGACGAAAAUCAAAUUUCAGAACAAACAAGAAAUCUAGAUUUACCACCAUCAGAAAGUAGUAGUAGCGAUGAUAAUGGUGAAUGAUGAUUAAAUGAAUGAAUGUAAAUGAAAUAUGCAUACAAUUUAUAAAUUUACAUUAAAU
This is a messenger RNA of Dermatophagoides farinae (American house dust mite), 883 nucleotides long. Its product is annotated as 18S rRNA aminocarboxypropyltransferase. NCBI's taxonomy places the organism in Eukaryota, Metazoa, Arthropoda, Arachnida, Sarcoptiformes, Pyroglyphidae. Gene Ontology annotation, biological process: maturation of SSU-rRNA. The record is from RefSeq and is a predicted model, not a curated record. Gene Ontology annotation, molecular function: rRNA small subunit aminocarboxypropyltransferase activity.